AUGUCGUCGGCGAACCUCUUCCCAAGCUCGUCGGUGGGAGGGAGCUCCGGUGGGGGCGGCGGCGGAGGAGGUGUUCGGGGAUGGGCAUCGGCCACGUCAGUGUCGGCGUCGGGGAAGAGGAUACAGAAGGAAAUGCAGGAGUUCAACGCUGAUCCGCCGCCGGAGUGCUCCGCAGGCCCAAAGGGCGACAAUCUCUACCACUGGGUCUCCACCCUCAUCGGUCCCCACGGUGAUUCUCUCCUUCAGUCCCGGUGACAUCUCUCUCUCUCUCUCUCUCUCUCGUUCACAGCCGGCCUUGAAUCGUUCCUUACCAUUGAUUAUCUCUGUCAUUCCUAGGGUUUUUCGGUUUCCGCUCUCUUCUGCACACGACUAUCAGAGAACCACUCAAUGAAAUCUCUUCUUCUCGGGAGUUGACUUUUGUAACACCCAGCUUGGCUUUUCAUCGGCCGCCAAAUAAAGUCUGAUCAAUCGAUACAUCUGUUAAAUAUUUGUACUUCUGUGCCCUAAUCGAUGGAACUGCCUCUUCUAUCUUUGGAUCCAUCUAAGAAUCUAUCUAAGAACAACUGGGUGAGGUGAAGAAUAUUAUAUCUAAUUAUAGAAUCUGAAGACGACGAACCCAGAUGUGCAAGAUUCUGUACGAACUUCUGUUCAUCUCCAUUAUUUUUCUCCUCUCAUUUCCUAGUUUCUUAGUGGCUUUAUUUUAUUUAUUGUGCCAUUUUCUUGCUCAAUUAUACGAGCUAUUAUGUUUUCACUUGUAGGUUCGCCAUACCAGGGUGGUGUGUUCUUCCUCGACAUCGCAUUUCCUAAUGACUACCCCUUCAAACCUCCCAAGGUACGACAUGAAGAAGCUGCCAUUUUCUGUAUAUAAAAAAAGGAGAUAUUCUAUUUCCGGAAACCAUAUGCGAUGGGAAGUCAACGGCGUUUUAUGAUACAGCUGAGAAAAGUCGUACAGCAUCCAGGGUCUGGAGCUUGGUGGAGUUUCCUCCCAAUUAGAUAUUAAGGUUCUGAUUCCGGUAGAAGCUCAUAGAAGCAGGGAAUGAUUUGCAGGUGUCGUUCAAGACUCGAAUAUACCAUUGCAAUGUGGAUGCAGCGGGCAAUGUGGGGAUCGAGAUCUUGGGAGCUAGCUGGAGCCCCGCGCUGACCGUCUCCAAGGUUCUUCUGGCGAUCAAGUCUCUCUUCACCAAGCCCGAUCCCUGUCCGUCUCCCUCCUCCUCAUCAUCGUUCUCGUUCCCUUUUCUUCGCCUGCCCUCCUCCAGAUCUCCGUCUUUGAUUCGUCCUCUGUACUGGUGCUUCUGGCUCUGGUUCUUGCAGAUAGUCCCCUCGUUCCUGGUAUAGCAAGACUGUUCUUGACUGACAGGCAUCGGCACGACGAGAUCGCCGCGGAGUGGACGACGAGGUUCGCCAGGUGA
This is a messenger RNA of Spirodela intermedia, 1409 nucleotides long. Lineage: Eukaryota; Viridiplantae; Streptophyta; Magnoliopsida; Alismatales; Araceae. The record is from the annotation of a GenBank genome assembly.